Molecule: messenger RNA, 3328 nt
Organism: Talpa occidentalis (Iberian mole)
Lineage: Eukaryota; Metazoa; Chordata; Mammalia; Eulipotyphla; Talpidae
Gene: TTC22
Product: tetratricopeptide repeat domain 22
Exons: 7
Coding region: 419-2128 (569 amino acids)
Molecular function (GO): protein binding
Source: RefSeq, a predicted model, not a curated record
UUGGGUUCAGCAAACUGGGUUCCACUUGCUUGGAACAGCCCAGUUCUGUGACCUGUUCAAAUACUUUUCUUCUGAAUCUCCGUCUCCUUGUCUGCUGAGCAAAGAGUAAAAUACACUUUUUGCCAUGCACCAGGGUUUGCGAGCGCCGCAUUUGGCAAUGCACCUGUUUUUCUGGCACACCUGGUUGCGCAACGCGGGCGUCUAACACCCAACAGCGAAAGCGGAAACACCCACAGGUGGAUCCAGGUAGACGCCUGGAUCCACCCACCUCCUGGAGGUGGCCCUGAACCGUAGGCACCUGCGAGCUGGGCUUCUGACCCUCGCUGCCAGCGCGGGGCCAGCAGUGGGGGCGCCCCCUCCCCACUGCCCUCUGCAGCCUUUGGGGCAAGUGUGAGACCAGGGCAGCAUCGCGGCAGCUAUGGGGGAGCCAGAGGCUGCGGCUGAGGACCUGGACGCCCUCAUCGACAACCUGGACUACCUCCCGGGCCACUUCCACCUGGAGAUGCAGCUGAACUUCGAGCCACGCUCGCCGGCCUCGCUCCGCGCGCGGGACCUGAAGCUGCAGCGGGAAGGGCUUCGUCAGGAGCUCGAGGUGGCGACCACCCCGCAGCGCCCCGCCGUGCGCCACCUCCUGGGCACCUUCGCCUUCUACCUGGAGGAGCUAGAUGUGGCCCGUGAGCGUUUCCUCGAGGUGGUCCGCGAGGACCCGGGCAACCUCAACGCCUGGGCCAAUCUGGCCCAAGUCUACGGGCGCCUGGGGCAGGAGGAGGAGGAGGAGGCGUGCGCCGAGCGGCUGGCUGGCCUCAUGGACCCGCAGAGCGAUCGCGAGGCCGCUGGGGCCCUCCAGCUGCGCGCUGCGCGCUGCCUGGCGGAGCAGGGCUAUGCGCACGGCUUCGACGUGGGCUGCGCCAGCCCCGAGGAGCGCGCCCGGGUGCUGGCAGCCGGAAUAGGGCUCUACGACAAGGCGCUGGGCUACGGACAGCAGAUUCCAACGGAGGAGAAAAGGAGUUGGUACUUCACCAUGGCAACGCUCUUCAUCAGGCUGGAUGGCAUCCUUCUGGAGCUGGGAAGCGAGGAGCAGAGGCGGCUGCCCGCCUUCAACCGCACGCUGGCCCUGCUCCGGCAAGUCCUCAAGUCCUCGGACCCCCACCACCGAGCUCUGGCCUGGUGCUACCUGGGGAUGCUGCUGGAGAGGAAGGACACGUUUUCCACCACCCCCAUGGGCGUCCACGACUGUGGGUACUCAGGGACCGACCCCCUGGACUGCUUUGGCAAGGCCAUCGAGAUUGCGAAGGACCAACCUCCCAUCCUGAAUCGCCUGGCCAAAAUCUUCCACUUCCUAGGAAAGCAGGACAUGGCCAUUGGAAUCUGCAACAUGGCCCUGGAUAUCCUACGAGAUCCAGAGCUGAACAGGCAGGCAUACUGCACGAGGGCCAAGGUCCACAUCAGAGCCUACCUGCAUGAUCUGGAGCGAGCCAAGAUGGGGCUUGGGGGCUUGCCCGACAGGAACCACCUGGCCUGCGCCAAGGCUGACCUGGAGGAAGUAGUCAAGGUGUGCCCAGGGCUCAAGACCUAUCUGGACAUCAGCCAGGUCUACUACUACAUGGGCGUGGACGCAAUGCAGGAGUUGCUGGCGGUGGACGAGGCGGCGCUGAACCAGGCCCUGGUCUUCUUGGCCAAGGCUGGCGAGUCGGAACUGGGCGCCACGCUGCCCGAGCUGCAGCUGCUGCGUGGCAAGUGCCUGCGCAUCAAGGGCGAGGAGGCCAAUGCGGCGGCUUGCUUCAAGCGCGCGGUAGAACUGGACGACACAGGCUCCAGCCACACCGAGGGCUUCGGCUGCCUGCUCGAGGUGCUGCUGGCCCAGUGGAGCCAGGCGCAGCUGAGCGACGGAGAACUGGGCUGCGAGGUGGAUGUGUGGCUACGCCGUGCCCAGAGCAAGUACCCUGCGGCGCGCCUACGCCAGGAGCUGCAGCGGGUGUGGCGCGGUCACACAGGCGAGGUGCUGGGCCUGGCCCGGACCUUGGUGGCCCAGGGACGGCCGGCGCUGGUGCGGCUGCUUUUCGAGACCAUGGAGCUUGAGGGCGAAGGCAUGGGGGCACCUCGGGGCAGCCGGGCACUCUCCUUUUGAGGGACCAGGAAGCCCCGCCCUGCCGAGGCCCACCAACCAUUGAUUGGAACAGGUCUGUAUGCUCACCCCUUAGGCUGGCAGUUGGGGAAUUUGGGCACAGUGAGACUUUAGGCCAGUUGUGGCCUCGAAGGUGAAGUACCCAAUUCAGGAAAGCAGGGGAGGCUGGAGACAGAUGCAAGAGGCCAUUGGGAAACUGCCAAUCAAAGGACAGAAUUUUGCAAAUAUGCAGAGAAAAUAAGUGAGUCUCCUGAGAUACAGAAGGUAAUUGCCUCCAUGAAGGCAGUUGCCUAGUCCCUGUGCUCAAUCUGAGCCCAAGUGUCUGCCUUUGGAUUCCCUAAAAAGCCCCCUACCUAAGUUGACUCGAGUGGGUCCUGCUGCCAUAAAUGCUGUGGUUGGAGCAGAGGGCAAGUCUUCACAGAGGGGUAGGGCGGUGGUCUAUACUGUGUGCCCAGAGUUCCUUCCUGCCACUCCAGCAGGCUUCCGGCAGGCCUCAUCCUUGAUCAGCUUGGUCUGAAAGGCCCAAACUCUCUGGAAUUAACCCAUUGGUCAGACUUUUGCUUGACUUCCCUGUUCUAGGGACUUAGGGACUCCACCCAUCAGGAAGUGCCUCCUGCACUCCAUCUUGAAAAUUCUACAAUAGAAUCAAGAAAUUCUUGGAAUUUUACACUCUUGGAAUCAUAGUCAUAGAAUAUGAUUGUGGAAUUGUAUUGUCAAAGACAGAUUCUGAUUGUCACCAAAUCUUAGAGUGGCUAAGCUGGAUUCUUGUGACCCUUCCCGUAAGAGUUAACUUAACCUAAAAUUAUAGAUUACGCUCUCGCCAUAUGCCAGGAAUGCUGGCUCUAGAAAUUUGUAAUGGCAAGAUCCCCAUAAUGGUUUGUGAUUUGUUUUGCUUUUCCUCCCUUUGUUUAAUGAGCUCUUCUCACUGCGUCGCUCAUACCCCUAAUCGUCAGACAUUACCAGGGACGGGACAGCACCUAUGCAUUGCAUCUCAUGGCUCCAUGACAGCUGGAGGACAGGCUGAGAUGUGAGGUUCUUAGCCAUCACACACCCCAGUUCUGUCAGUAAGAAGAUGGGAAGACUGAGAGACCUAGAAGGGAGGUGACUUUCCCAAAAUCACACUUCCUACCUUCGCCAUCCUGUGCAUCAAACUUACUUUCAGCAUUUUUCAGGUUUGGAUAAAUACUAAUAAAGUACUUAAUA